Messenger RNA from Aspergillus homomorphus CBS 101889, 817 nucleotides. Its product is annotated as 60S ribosomal protein eL27. Gene Ontology annotation, biological process: translation. The record is from RefSeq and is a predicted model, not a curated record. The coding region runs from base 69 to 476 and encodes 135 amino acids. Lineage: Eukaryota; Fungi; Ascomycota; Eurotiomycetes; Eurotiales; Aspergillaceae. Gene Ontology annotation, molecular function: structural constituent of ribosome. Gene Ontology annotation, cellular component: ribosome; cytosolic large ribosomal subunit. The transcript has 4 exons.
ACCUCACUCACUCGACCGAAGCACAUCGACAACCACCCCAUCGACCUCCGCUCACCGGGACUUUCACAAUGAAGUUCAUGAAAGUGGGCCGUGUGGCCAUCAUCACCCGUGGCCGUUACGCCGGUAAGAAGGUCGUCAUUGUCCAGCCUAACGACACUGGCUCCAAGGCGCACCCCUUCUCCUACGCCAUCGUCGCCGGUAUCGAGCGCUACCCCCUCAAGGUCACCCGCCGCAUGGGUAAGAAGACCGUCGAGAAGCGCAGCCGCAUCAAGCCCUUCAUCAAGGUCGUCAACUACAACCACUUGAUGCCCACCCGUUACACUCUCGAGCUUGAGGGUCUCAAGGGUGCCGUCUCCAACGACACCUUCAAGGAGGUCUCCCAGCGUGAGGACGCCAAGAAGAACGUCAAGAAGGCUCUCGAGGACCGCUACACCAGCGGCAAGAACCGUUGGUUCUUCACUCCUCUGCGUUUCUAAACGGGAUAAUUGGGGCGUUUUGUCGUUUGAGCGCGCAAGGUUCUAGAUGAGGCAAAGGGAAAAAGAAAAGCAUCGAAAACUUCCAGUCAUGAGCAUGGGAUAAUGUGAAAUAUACCAUAGCCGGAGGAAGAAUGGGAACGUGUCGAUGUACAGGUCCAGGACUUGGCCCAUUUUCUUAUUUUACAUGAGGGAAGCCACUCAGAUCUGGCGUCCGUCUCGAAAUGAAAUGGAGAAUAUGAACAAAUUCAAUUUCUUUUCUUUGUUACGAAUUGUUCUUUCGCCUGGAAUAUCGCUUCUGGCUCCCUGGCCACUGACCCAAUCUACCUGUUCUAGCUACUCCC